AUGAGCAGUGAAUUAGAAAAAACACAUUGCUUUAAAGUAGAAAAUAAAUUUAUUGUAAAAAGUGGUUGCAAAAAACGAAUGUGGAGAUCGUUAAAGCAAAUAUUAACCACCGAACGAACACUGCCUUGGCCCGAAGAAGCUGUUUUGUACUAUUCAAUUAAUGCUCCACCAACUUUUAAACCCACAAAGAAAUAUUCUGAUAUAUCUGGUCUCCCAGCACCAUAUAUAGACAGACAUUCCAAACUUUUCUACAGCAAUGCCGAAGAGUUUGCUACAGUCAGGAGUUUACCCAUGGAUAUAACAGCUGGAUACCUUCAACUAAGGGGAGCAAGUACAAUAGUUGGUUAA
Danaus chrysippus (African queen) is the source of this 348-nucleotide messenger RNA. The record is from the annotation of a GenBank genome assembly. NCBI's taxonomy places the organism in Eukaryota, Metazoa, Arthropoda, Insecta, Lepidoptera, Nymphalidae.